Auanema sp. JU1783 is the source of this 306-nucleotide messenger RNA. The record is from the annotation of a GenBank genome assembly. NCBI's taxonomy places the organism in Eukaryota, Metazoa, Nematoda, Chromadorea, Rhabditida, Rhabditidae.
AUGGCUGGAAGAUACAACACGCAUGAAGCCAGAACCAUUUACGGCAAUUUUUUGAAUCUCAAAAAACUAGUGCUAGAAAAAAAGUUCUCUAUGGAUGGGGAGACUAUUGAAGUUUUACGGCAAGCCUUAUUCAGCUAUGUUGGACAAAUUGAUGAGCUGCUUUACCACCAUGAAGUUCGUGGUGCGCCGAAAGCUGAUGAACCCUCAGUGAAUGAGGAUUCCAGUCUCCACGACCUGUUUAAACGUUUGGAGAGUACAUCAGGCGCUCUCCGAACUGCGCCUCAGCAUCACGCCACCACCCUCUAG